Fusarium fujikuroi IMI 58289 is the source of this 1260-nucleotide messenger RNA. RefSeq lists its product as uncharacterized. The record is from RefSeq and is a predicted model, not a curated record. Lineage: Eukaryota; Fungi; Ascomycota; Sordariomycetes; Hypocreales; Nectriaceae. Bases 1 to 1260 code for a protein of 419 amino acids. The transcript has 2 exons.
AUGGACCCAAACCUCGAGCUUUAUAGGAGUAUAUUACAUCUUGGGCCCAAGGAUCGCCGCCAACGUAUGCAGCAUCUUUCGAAAGAGGACUUGAUCCGAGUCAAGACUUUAGUUGAAAGAGAACAAUGGAUUCAACGGCUCAAGGAAAUAGUCGUUGGCCGGGAUCUUGUUGAACUAGCUCUUACCGAUCCUAAAGAGAUUCAGGAGAACCCGCCUCUCCAAAAUGCGCUGCUUGGACGGGCUUGCUAUCCUGAGGAUGAGAACAGCAUGGUGAAGCGAAUUUCAAAAGGUCUGAGGAUGAAUGGCGAGUCUUUGAUCAACAGUGUCGCAAGCUUCGAUGAAGGUUACUAUCCUCCUAUAACUAAGGAUGCUUGGAUCUUGGUCUAUUGCGACUUGUUCUAUAUUGAUGGAAAUAAUACAACGUUGCUUGAAGUUUACACGUCACGGCUUCAAGAGGAAGAGCUGCAGACCCGGAGUGAACAAGCCAGGGAAGUCGCUCGACGGGAUAUUAUGAAGCUGGCUCGCAGGAAUGCCAAGUGGAUGAUUCCUGCCCUUGGGCGACUUUCUGAUGAGGAAUUGUCUCAUAUUGAGGACAGCUUCAGCGACACUUUGCACGAGCUCUGGAAGCAGGUAUCCCACCCGCCACCAAUCUGGAUUCAGCAUAUCCUGGAUGCCCAACAACCAUGGGGUUUCACCUAUUACAAAUCAAAAGAAGUCGAAGAGAAGUAUGGCCAUACAUGGGAGGACACGUGGAUCAUGAUCACGGAUAUGCCUCAGCAAUCUUGGUCGAGCAUCCAUUGCCAAGGGAAGGUAGAUGAACUUAAAGCGUUGCAGACGGAAGACUGGGCUGUUCCGCCAACUUACAAAGGCUUGACCGAAGAAGAUGCCUUUCGCAAACAUUUCUGUGAGCACAGGAAAUCUCUUUCGUCUCCUGGGAUCUUACAGAACACAUUUAUCGUUGUUCCGGUUGAGCAAAUACCCAAUGAUCCCGACGAUGAAGAUCUGGAUCCAUGUUGGGUCUGGGCAUAUGAUGCGGAUUGGGAUAGCGCUUCGGACGAAGCCAUAUGCAACGGUGAGAAAUACCAAGGCCGCAUCAAAGUACCUCUCUAUGCACUUGGAGGUUGGUUUUAUGCCGCCCGUUGGGAGGACGGGGGCGUAAGUCUUCGAGAUAUGUGGCUCAAGGCGCAGACGGAUGAGGACAAUUUAUGGAUCUGCUAUUCAAAGGUCCUGGAGAAUUGGGAUCAUGAGCCGUAUGUUUGA